Molecule: messenger RNA, 900 nt
Organism: Rotaria sp. Silwood2
Lineage: Eukaryota; Metazoa; Rotifera; Eurotatoria; Philodinida; Philodinidae
Source: the annotation of a GenBank genome assembly
AUGGAAGAUAAUGAGAAAGGAAACCCUCAAUUAUGUCCACUCUAUCCGCCUACUCUCCAAGGUAAUGGACUUCUUGACAUGUCAUCGAAAAUGGAAUGGAAAGAUAUUGAGCAACGUAUCGAACAUGUGCAAACAGGUGGAAUUUACUCUCCAAGUGACUGUACACCUCGACAACAUCUUGCUAUUAUAAUUCCAUUUCGUAAUCGUGAAUAUCAACUUAAAAUACUUUUACAUCAUCUUCAUCCAUUCUUACAACGACAAAAACGAUCCUAUCGAAUAUUUGUUGUUGAACAGUUCGGCAAUGGUACCUUUAACAAAGGUUUAAUCAUGAAUAUAGCAUUUAAUCAUGCAUCAAAAAUAUCUGCACCAAUAUUCGAUUGUUUCAUGUUUCAUGAUGUUGAUCUUAUACCUGAAAAUGACUAUAAUGUAUAUGAAUGUGAUCAACAUGGACCAAGACAUCUAGCACCAGCGGUUGAUGAAUUACGUUAUUUUUUGAUGUAUAAUGAUUUAAUUGGUGGUGUUCUUGCUGUAACAAAAGAUCAAUUCAUUAAAGCAAAUGGUUGGUCGAAUUUAUAUUGGGGUUGGGGAUUCGAAGAUGAUGGUGAGUAUAUGAAUCACAGAUUACGUCAUGCGGGUUAUCGUAUUAAUCGACCACCUAAUAGCGUUGGCCGUUAUAAAAUGAUUCGUCAUGAGAAACAAGUAGCUGCAUUUAACAGAUACGAUACACUAAGUAAAUGGCUUCGUUAUUCUUCUGAUGGCAUUCAACAACUUGAUACACUGAAUUAUUCGAUCGUCAGCAUAGAGACACGUUCAUUGUACACUCAUAUCUUAGUCAAUUUUACGCGUUUAGCUACAAAAACUAUCGAUCAUUUGCUAGAGGAUUUGCCAAAAGUCAAAUAA